Suillus subalutaceus is the source of this 1864-nucleotide messenger RNA. RefSeq lists its product as uncharacterized. Bases 189 to 1526 code for a protein of 445 amino acids. The record is from RefSeq and is a predicted model, not a curated record. The transcript is spliced from 15 exons. NCBI's taxonomy places the organism in Eukaryota, Fungi, Basidiomycota, Agaricomycetes, Boletales, Suillaceae.
GCCUGAAAUCGGCUGGGCUCUGCGGGGAAGUUUCCAGAUAAUGAAAUCAGUUCAUUCCAUAUAUACACACUCAAGUCGCAGGCUCCCUUCUCACUCAGCAUUUUAGGUUCAACCUUCAAAUCCGACUCCUUCAAAUCGCACUCUUACCAUCGUCGAGUGCUCUCUUCCUUGGUCCGUUUCGUUCAGCCAUGAGUAGUGGUUCGCCCACCGCGUAUCUUGUAUGGUCUAUACUAGCAUGCUUGUUCUUUUGUUUCCUCAUAUUUCAUCUUUGGAAAUAUGAUAGAUUCCAAUGUCUCAAGUGGAGUGAGUCUGGGAGACAGCCUGGCGCAUUCAAACGGUUUAUGUCGUACACCUACAUAGCAACCUUGACUCUCCUCGUGAUCUUCAGCGUUGCAUACACAUACCUAAAGUUCAAAGAAGGCUUUAUCAUCACCCCAGAAGGGACUAUCUAUCCAAAACCCACCGACUUAUAUACACCUAGUCACCAAAAGUGGAUAUUGCCUCUUCUGUUUUUGUUCAGCGCAGCAUGGGCUUGUGAGCUCGUCACACACUGGGAAGAAUUGACAUUCUGGCUCUUCAUCCUCCAUCAAGGCCCUAAGACGCGGCUUUGGUUUGAUAGUUGGGAGUUCCGACUUUGGCUACUUGGCACGGUUGUAGCGGGGCUGGGAAUGCCCUUGACUACUCUUAUUUCCCGUCGGGAUCUUGAUACGUGCCAAGCUUGGAUUUUUCUGGUCGGGUCGUCUGCAUCGACGGCAACUACCCUUUUGUUUCUGUAUGUUCUUGCAAGGUUUCCAGGUUUCAUCCGUCGAGUGAAAGCGGAUGGAGGGGAGCCAAACAUUGUCUUACGCCUCGUAAUGUUUUAUCAGUUGAAUUUCGGACGAGUUUUGUUUAGGUUCUUGUUUACUAUUCCGCUGUUCAUUUUGGCAUUGGAUGGGGUACAAGGAAGUCACCCGAUUAACCAAAAUCCUUUUUGGUCAGAUUUUUUGAUUAUGUUGGGCGGAAUCGGCUGCUUCGUCUCUUCGUUCAUAACCCUUUUGAUAUUCUUCCCCCGAUCACUCACUCAAGAGCUCGGUUAUACGACUGCUCUCAUACCGACAUCCGUAGUCGACAAACCACAGAUAACGGCAUCAAUUGACAUCAAUUAUGGCGCAGAUAACCAGCACAUCUCUUCGCCCAUGCAUGCCCCCAAGGCCUUUGUCCACGCCCCUUCCACACACUCGUCUGAGCCUUCUCAAAGCGAGGGCACGACGCCCGAAUACGAAUUCGAAGACUCCGCGAACAAUACCCGUCACCAUUCUCAUUCCCAUGACGGACAUGUGCGAAUAAGAAGACAGACAUGGGAGCAAACGCAGGAUGUGGAGGCACCGCCUGCAGACGGACAGUACAUGUUCGAUCGACGCUCCAGGUGCCUAGUGAGGCCGCACUCCGAUGGUGCCGCGAUUGGUUUGCACCCUUAUGUUCGAACAUUCCGAUCUCCGAUUGAUAUUUGUGACCUCGAAAAUGAUGACCAUCCACCGGUGCGAUAAAGCGCAAAAACCCCAAAUCCAAUACUUAUGAUGAAGUCGUCCCGUGCUCUGGGCUCGGCGUCCUAUGAAUUCACGGUAUAUGCCGUCGCUUAUUUCUGUUCAGAUCUAGCCGUUGACCACCUUUCACAGCUUUCGUCUAUUGCUGGUUCCCACAUCCACUGUCGCUUACCACACGCUAUCUAACGAUUUAAUGAUAUCUUACCUACCACUGCUACCAUUCCAUGUAUACUCCACCUAUACCCCUGACAGUUAUUCUUUGAAGUGAAAUACGCAACCAUGUAGUCAUAUCUUGUUGUACAAUAAUUAGAAUUGGGCGCUCAGGCUCAGCGCGAAUCGGA